UCCGGAGAACGGAAGCGGGGCUGGCGGCCGGGCGGCAUGGCGGGGCUGGAGCUGCUGUCGGACCAGGGCUACCGUGUGGACGGGCGGCGCGCCCGGGAGCUGCGCAAGAUCCAGGCGCGGAUGGGUGUGUUUGCGCAGGCCGACGGCUCGGCCUACAUCGAGCAGGGCAACACCAAGGCGCUAGCGGUGGUCUACGGGCCUCACGAGAUCCGGGGCUCGCGAUCACGAGCCCUGCCGGACAGGGCCUUGGUGAACUGUCAGUACAGUUCUGCGACCUUCAGCACAGGUGAGCGCAAGCGGCGGCCACAUGGGGACCGAAAGUCCUGCGAGAUGGGCCUGCAGCUGCGUCAAGCCUUUGAGGCAGCCAUCCUUACACAGCUGCAUCCUCGCUCCCAGAUUGAUAUCUACGUGCAGGUGCUGCAGGCAGAUGGUGGGAUCUAUGCGGCUUGUGUGAACGUGGCCACACUGGCAGUGCUGGACGCCGGGAUACCCAUGCGGGACUUUGUAUGUGCCUGCUCAGCUGGCUUUGUGGAUGGGACAGCCCUGGCAGACCUCAGCCAUGUGGAGGAAGCAGCUGGUGGCCCCCAGCUGGCCCUGGCCCUGCUGCCAGCCUCAGGCCAGAUCGCACUGCUGGAGAUGGAUGCAAGGCUUCAUGAGGACCACCUGGAGCAGGUGCUAGAGGCCGCUGCCCAGGCCGCCCGAGAUGUGCACACCGUACUGGACCGUGUGGUCCGGCAACACGUACAAGAGGCCUCGAUCUUGCUGGGGGACUGAGUACACGGCCGCCCAGGCCCAGAAUAAAACUCACACGCGCUCAGUCCACUGUACUUUGAUCUCCCCAAAGCACCUCCGUGCCCUCAGAGCCCGGCCCGGAGCUGGCUCCAGGGGCGACAAAGGGUGCUCCCUACGCGUGAACUGCGUAACCCUUGCAGCCUCAGGAUUCCAACCCUGAGGAAGGGGGCGGUGGGUGUCCCUGGGUGAAGAGAGGCGCUUGUGUCAUGAAGGGUUCAAGACAGCUGAGCAAUGUGGCAAGGCCUGGUGUAAUGAGCCAAGCCCUCAUACUGUGGAGUCUGAUUCUCACUGCAGCACAUCCAGGGCCUUGAGCACAAGUGCUGAGGGAGAACUCCUUUGGCUAUGGGUGCCACCAAGGUGAUGGGGGGGCACCUCCCACAUCCUCUGGAUUAUGUCUUGGACUGAAUGGUCCCUUUCCCCCCAGAAUCCCUUGAGCUUGUCCUGUGGCUUAUCUUGAGCUCUGAAAGUACAACAGCGACAUGA
Messenger RNA from Sus scrofa (pig), 1275 nucleotides. RefSeq names its product exosome component 4 (gene EXOSC4). Gene Ontology annotation, cellular component: nucleolus; nuclear exosome (RNase complex); cytoplasmic exosome (RNase complex). The record is from RefSeq and is a predicted model, not a curated record. Gene Ontology annotation, molecular function: RNA binding. NCBI's taxonomy places the organism in Eukaryota, Metazoa, Chordata, Mammalia, Artiodactyla, Suidae. Gene Ontology annotation, biological process: U4 snRNA 3'-end processing; rRNA catabolic process; poly(A)-dependent snoRNA 3'-end processing.